AUGCUCCUCUUUCCCCGGUCCUGCUGUGAGGGGCCAAUAGGCGGCUGCACUUCAAUCAACAGCGGCCUGGCGGGGAUCAGCGGGCCGGGCCGGGCGUCUGGCUGCAUCAUGGUGGUGGGUCUGCCUCUCAAUGUUGUGUCGCUUUGGAUUUUACAUCAUCGCCACAGCUUCAAAUCACCAAAUGCUGUCUUCAUGAUCAACUUGGCCAUCUCAGACUUGCUGCUCAUCAUCUCCUUGCCCAUGAGAAUCUACUUUUACGCUACAGGCAGCUGGAUUCUCGGCAAACUGGCUUGCGUCUCAGUCACAAUGCUGUUUCGCAACAACCUCCGCUCCAGCUCAAUCUUCAUGACCUUCAUCAGCGUGGACAGGCUGCUUGCCGUGGUUUAUCCCCUUAGUAUCUUGAUGACCCUACACUACUAA
This is a messenger RNA of Menidia menidia (Atlantic silverside), 420 nucleotides long. The record is from the annotation of a GenBank genome assembly. Lineage: Eukaryota; Metazoa; Chordata; Actinopteri; Atheriniformes; Atherinopsidae.